AUGGUCUCAGCCACCACCCGAGCCAUCCCGUCACGACAACGGCGUCGUUGCCGUCAUCGGAUGCGGUCAGAUGGGCAGCGGCAUCGCACAGGUCCGGUGUGCCUUGCCUCUGGCUACAGUGUCAAUCUUUAUGGAAGAAGUGAAGAGACACGUGUAGCGGCUAAGAACCAAAUACGUCGCGGUUUGGUCAAGAAUGCUCAGAAGAAGCGUGGCGAUGAGGUUUCUCCUGUGGACACGGUGGAACAAUCUGUCGACAUCCAGAUGAGACAGCUAACGCUCUGCGCGGACAUUCGGAGUGCUGUGGCCAACGCCAUCUACAUUAUUGAAGCGAUUGUAGAGAAGAAGGAAGCCAAGGAAGCAGUCUUCGCGGAGGCUCAAAACCAUUGCCCAUCGUAA
This is a messenger RNA of Ostertagia ostertagi, 396 nucleotides long. The record is from the annotation of a GenBank genome assembly. NCBI's taxonomy places the organism in Eukaryota, Metazoa, Nematoda, Chromadorea, Rhabditida, Trichostrongylidae.